Messenger RNA from Panicum virgatum (switchgrass), 2156 nucleotides. RefSeq names its product cysteine-rich receptor-like protein kinase 6. Gene Ontology annotation, molecular function: ATP binding; protein kinase activity. The transcript has 9 exons. The record is from RefSeq and is a predicted model, not a curated record. Gene Ontology annotation, biological process: protein phosphorylation. NCBI's taxonomy places the organism in Eukaryota, Viridiplantae, Streptophyta, Magnoliopsida, Poales, Poaceae. The coding region runs from base 108 to 1952 and encodes 614 amino acids.
AUUAGCAAGGUCCGUCAAGCAGCCAUCAUAAAAGGCCACGACGUUCUUGAUCCCAUUCUGCUGUUGCACACUUGCACCUGCACACGACACGAGCGAGGGGCGCAUCCAUGGUCUCUCACAACCUCUCCUCCUACCUCUCACUCACCAUCCUCACACAUGUCUUGCUUGCUCUUGCGCCGCUGGUCUCUAGCGACAUGCUUUGGCAAGACUGUGUCAGCGACUGGAAUUACACAGCUAACAGCACCUACCAGUCCAACCUAAAGCUUCUCUCCACUACGCUCCCCAAGAAGGCCACCACAUCUCCCAGCCAGCUCUUCGCCACGGACACCGCCGGCGCGAUCCCGGACACCAUCUACGCCCUCGCGCUCUGCCGCGGUGACACCAACACCUCGGCUUGCGCCGCCUGCAUCGCCAACGCCUUCCGGGACGCGCAGCAGGUGUGCGCGUACGUGAUGGACGUGACCGUCUACUACGACCCCUGCAACCUCCGCUUCUCCAACCAGAACUUCCUGACCUCCAUCGACAACACAAAGCAGCUGAUCAAGGGCAACGGGGAGAACGUGACCUCGCCGGCGGCGGCGUUCGAUGCCGCCGUGGGUGUUCUCCUUAGCGCCGUCGUGGAUUAUGCGGUGCUGAACUCGUCGGUACGGUUCGGCACAGGAGUGGAGGACUUCGAUACCAACAUCCCCAGCAUCUAUGCCAUGGCUCAGUGCACGCCAGACUUGUCGCCGGAUGAGUGCCGGGCCUGCCUCGAUUGUAGGGAGUACCUAUUUACUUAUCUGAUAGGUCAUUCUCCAGGAGGAUCGGGAAUCAAAUCAAGUACCCUCUUAUCUAUUGCACUGGGAAUAGUUUCUUCAGCAUUGAUUGCCAGUUUAGUCGUCAUUUGUGUCUGGAACAAGAGAAAACCACGAGUGUUACUACUACCAGAUUUGUCUAACACUGACAGCAUGCAAAGUGUUAAUUUGCCCCUACUUGAUCUCUCAACACUGAAAGUUGCAACAGAGAACUUUUCUGAAAGAAAUAAAAUUGGGGAAGGAGGAUUUGGUGCAGUCUACAAGGGAAAACUUCCUGAUGGUGAACAAAUAGCAGUAAAAAGGCUCUCACAAGGUUCAAGACAAGGAAUAGGGGAGCUAAAGAAUGAGCUUCUUUUGGUUGCUAAGCUUCAUCACAAAAAUCUUGUACGGCUUGUCGGAGUUUGCUUGGAGGAACAUGAGAGGCUUGUUGUCUAUGAAUACAUGCCCAACAGAAGCCUUGACACACUUCUCUUUGACGCUGAGAAGAGUAAGGAUCUUGACUGGGGGACGAGGUUUAGAAUAAUAAGUGGAAUUGCCCGAGGUUUACAGUACGUUCACGAAGAUUCACAAUCGAAGAUAAUCCACCGGGACCUCAAGGCAAGCAAUGUUCUGUUGGACUUGGAUUUGAAUCCAAAAAUUUCAGAUUUUGGUUUGGCUAGGCUAUUUGAACAAGAUCAAACAAAGGAUGUUACCAACCGCGUCGUCGGAACAUUUGGAUACAUGGCACCAGAAUAUGCCAUGCGUGGGCAAUAUUCCGUCAAGUCCGAUGUGUUUAGCUUUGCUAUUUUAAUUAUAGAGAUUAUAACAGGAAGACGAAAUUGUGGCUUCUACAAUUCUGAUCAGUCCAUUGACCUUUUAGCUAUUAUAUGGGAGCACUGGGCCAAUGGAAGAAUUCUAGAGACAGUUGAUCCAUUCCUUAGCAGCUUCUCUGAAGAUCAGGUUCGGACAUGUGUUCACAUCGGACUGCUAUGUGUUCAACAGAACCCUAUAGAUCGACCAACGAUGUCAGCGGUGAAUGUCAUUCUUAGUACUGAUGCUUCUUCCUCUCUCCAAAUCCCGUCCAAGCCUGCAUUUUGCAUCCAGGAUAUCAGCAAUGAAUCCGAGACACAGCAAGAAGUUUCCACAGCUAUGCAAACCAGAAGUCGUGUCAACAAAUAAGGUGUCAUUCACAGAACUUGAGCCAAGAUAAGAGGAUGUAUGAAAGUAUGGAACCGAGAAACUAUGAUAGUACAUAAUAGAAAUUAUAUAUGGCAGUCCUCGAAUUACAUGUGCUGCGCGGCUAUUAUAUAUAGAUGCAUACUGAAUAAUUCCUGUGCUGCAAAAAUAAUUAUGAUAUACAGCAAGGUCAUCAAAUUGGACGAA